UGCUCCAAAGUCCUUUUUGCCUAUAAAAUUGUAGAGAGACCAUUAGGUACCAUUUACAGCAGUUCCUAUUUCAUUUAGCUCUGCUUGUUUGGGGAAAAAAUUAUAUAGAAUUUAUGCUAUUGUGAGGAAUUGCAAAAGCUUGAAAAAUUCCAGGAAUGGAUGUCACAGUGGCUAAAACUUUCGGGCCAAUCACUCACUAUUCCUGCGGCCUUCCUUCUCUGCAAAAAAUCAGCUUACGUAAGAAGAAGAAGACCAGGUUUGCCGUUAAGGCUGAUAGUUCUCGGGAAUCGGGAGGUUCGAGCAUCGUGGAUGAGGGUAUGUUGGUGCUGAGAAAACGGAUACACCAGCUCAGAAUGGAGGAAAGAAAUUAUCUUCUUCCUCAAAACUGGACGGAAUGGGAGAAAAAAUGGUACCCAACUUAUUGUUCGGGUGUUUACUCUUCUCUGGGAUGGCUACAGAACAUGCUGAUCAAUACAAGACCCGGUUUUGCCGUAGCUUUUUUGGCUUUGAUCUCGUUGAGUGGCCCAGCUUCCGUUUUGAUUCUGCUUAUUCAGAGCCCCAUUCCUCUAAAGCAAUUAACUGUGGAGCUCAUCAGCUAUUUGCGUCGGUAGGAUCGGCUCGCAAUGUUUCUCCUGCAAUUGUUCUCUGGAAUUCCUCUGAAAUUAGUAAGCCCAAGAGAUCAAAUCCAAGAGAAUUCUGUGUUUCUUAACGGCUAAGUUUUGAAGAGCCACUGCUCUUGCUUGUACAUUACCAAAUGCUGUCAAAUUUUAUUAUUGUACAGGACGUGUAAUGUACUGUAUGGAUAGAUUUCUUGUAAUAAUGACAUAUGUCGAGAAUAUUUAAUAAUGUAUUCCAGAUUGGAGGAUUGGCCCCACA
Molecule: messenger RNA, 876 nt
Organism: Cryptomeria japonica (Japanese cedar)
Lineage: Eukaryota; Viridiplantae; Streptophyta; Pinopsida; Cupressales; Cupressaceae
Exons: 2
Coding region: 156-611 (151 amino acids)
Source: RefSeq, a predicted model, not a curated record